CGGCGAUGCAAAAACAAGAUGUCGAACUUUUUCUUGUCAGAUCGCAAAGGUUCUCAGGCAAAUUCAAGGAAAAGACAGGUUAAUUCAUCCAAGGUAAGGCUUCAAGUGUUGACAGAAAUGUAGUAUUAGUCAAUUUCUGUUGUUUUUUUAGUGUUCAAGAAGUUUCGUUGAAUUGUUUGGGAUUAUUUCUUCAAAGUUAUAUACACAAGUUUAGUUUCACGUGGUCUGACGCGAGAUUUCUGUGUUUUCAGUUCUCUGGUUCUAGGAACAAGAAACCAAAGGGUAAACAGUCAUUUAAAAAAACUGAUUACAUAGAUGAAGAUGAGCUUGCAAGUGAAUCGGACGUUACUAGGUAAAUCGUUUGGUUUAGAUUUUGUUCAAAAGUUGGAACGUGGCGACGACCUCCGCAUGGAUCAAUUACCCUGGGAUUGACCCAGUUCUAAAAGUUUAUUUUUGUUUCAGUGAUGAGAACGAACAAACAGAUGAGCAGGUUGUGGAUGAGGAGACAGCUCAAGAAAAACGACUUCGUCUUGCUAAGCAGUAUCUUGCUCAGUUAGAGAAAGAAGGUAUACUUGAAAGAAGAUAUUGAGACUAGUUGACCUUGAUCAUGAAGCUCUACAGCAGAGCCAUCUGUAGCACAGUUCUAUCAGAACCGUCUAGGAAAGGGUGGAUUUUUCAUGAUGGCCUCUAGUUAUGUUUCCAGCUAUUAAACCAUUCAAAAUUAAGCAGUCAUUGUAUUGGCUUUUUCAUCAUGUUUCCUGUUCACACAAAAAAUAAUAGAUUUAGUCUGAUCAGUGCAGUGUAAGACAGUGGUCACUGUGAAUAUUAUCAGGGGCGUAGCGUGAGAUUGUGAAGAUAUAUGCACGGAAAGAAAAGUAGGGGGUUCUGGGGGCAUUCUUCGCAAGAAAUUUUUAAAUUUAGGGUCUCGGAAAUGCAGCCAUUUCUUGCGUUUUCCGUAGGACAUUUUCAGUAAAUAAAAAAAGGACAGUGCACUAGUUAGUUUUUAACAGUGAUGUGAUGCCAUUAUGGAGGUCUCAAGCAAGGGGCGACCUGCAGAGAGACACUGGUAUCAUGCAAAAAAUUUAUUAGUCAUUCUGAUUUUAUGAUAAAAAUGUUUUAAGAAAAAAAGAUGUUUUAUUAGAUUUCAGCUGUACGCACUCGUGUAUGUGCAUAUAUGGACGCUACGCUCCUGAUUAUCUGAACUUGUGUCCAGGUAAGCGAGGUAAAUGAUAUUGUUGAAUGAUAUUGAUAUAAUUUGAUUAUUUUUGUUCUUUUUCAGAGCAAAAUAAAAAAGACUCAGAGGACAUAGAUCAUGAUGCUAUAGCUCACAGACUGAAACAAGAUGUUGUGAGUAUGGAUUCUUAUAAGGUUCAUUCCAAAUAGUCACUCAUUUAGAGUAAGUAGAGUAGAUACACUCAUUUUGUGUCUCAAACAGUGUGGCACUGACUCCAAAAAUGAUCCUGAAGAGUUGUAAACUAGCUCUCAUUCCCCUGUUUUCUACAGUUUGAUGUGUGACUGUCUGUGUGGUCAGAUAGCCUGAAGACAUGCAAAAAACCUUCGCCUGAUCGAGAGUUGGCUAUCAGACAGCCAACAAGUUUUUGGGAGAGUUGUUCUUAAUUCUUCCAAACUUAAAGCAUUUUUUUGUCUUUUUGAGUUAACCUUUCAGAUGUUGAUGUAUUGUUUUUAUUGCAGCUUGAACAAAUUGGAAAACUGCAGAAAAGAAUAGCUUCUCAGGUAUCAUAAAUGAUUAUUGUGUAUCUUGUUGCAGAGUACAUUUGUUACAGAGUUGACCUCUUUUCUUGACACUAAUAUACCUGCCAACUUUUUCUGAGCCAAUUAUGUGAAAUUUUGGUUGUGUCAUGACCAGAAUUAAGAUCAAUGUUUUAUAAAGUCCGCAAGUGUGGGACUCACGCAUAGUGCGCAAGGGUUGGCAGGUAUGCACUUAUAUGGUGAUCAGCUGCGUCGCAUGCAGUGACCGUCUUCCCAUAUCUUAAAUGUAUCUAUGGUGUUUUUUUUCUGUCAACAGUAUACACAGCCAUCUCCAGAUGCUAUCAGAGUUCUGCGAGGACAUCAGCUGUCCAUCACAUGUCUCUGUAUAUCACUUGAUGACAAAUUUGUCUUUUCUGGUUCAAAAGACUGCUCCAUUAUUAAAUGUAAUGUGGUCCCAUUUUGUUUCUUUCUUUUUGGAAAAUAAUGAUUUCUGGGAGCGGUGUUUUUAGUCAUUGGCACAAGUGACUCAGAAACAAAAAAUCUGCAUAUUUUCUCCCAAAAGGAGUUGAACCAAUGGCCUUGUGGGCCUAUUUGUUUGAAGGCCAAUUAGCGCAAACCCAGGGUUAGAUUUUAAUACAGGUUUCUUUUUCUUUUUGUUCAAAAGCAUUUUCAUGGGUAAUUUUUUCUAUUCUAUGAAGAGUAUCCAAUCUUCAAAUUGUAGAGAAAAAGAAUUAAACUGAAUUUGCUUUUUAAGUUUUUAUAACUGAAUUCAAAUUUUGCACUAACCCGGGUUAUCACCCAUAUCUUAACACAGCUUUGAAUAACCCAUUCCUGGUUACUAGUCCAGUUGUUCUACCACUGAGCAUCAAGAAACGUGUUGCAACUAUUAUCGACCAUUGUAGGGGUGGGAGAAGGGAGAAAGGAAGGUAUACAUCACUAGAAAAGAAACGUACCACAUAUAAAACAUCAGAACUAGGAAACCAGUAUGAUUUUGUGCAUUCCUUGACAGGGAAUCUAGAAACAGGGGAGAAAGAAGGGAAAAUCUUGGGUUGCCACAAAGCCAGCAAAGGAAGCAAAGGACACUCUGGUCAUGUACUGUCUCUCACUGUUACCACAGAUAACAAGUUUUUGGUAAGCAUUAAAAUUAAGUUAUAACGAAAAUCCUCUUUCACUUGUACAGUAACGUAUUAAGAUUACGAAUUACUUUCAUCUAGAAAAUUAGAGUCAAGUCAGUUGUAAUGUGAAGAAGAUUAAUUUUAGUCCUCACACUUGUUUAUGAGUGUAAUUAAAUCUCACAAGCUGUACAGCUGACUUGUGUCCAUUUUUCUUGACUAAAUAGUGAGAAAAUUUUGUUUUUUUGUUCUGUUUUGUUCACAUUUUGUUAAUGACUUUUAUUGACAUCUUUAAAUGUGGUGUGACAAUUCUAUUUCCUAUAAUAUAAUGAUUUAUCUUAGGCUAGUGGUGGAAUGGACAAAGUAAUUCACAUAUGGGAUCCUGUUUCACUUCAACAUAUUCACACAUUCAAAGGCCACAAAGAUGCAGUGUCGGUGAGUUUAUUUCUUCUUUGCAGAAAUGUUUUUUGCUGUCUCCUACACUGUCUCUUGUUUGUCAUGCAAUGCCCCCAAGUAUUGGUUGUGUAGAAAGCAAACCACCAAAAUUGACAAAAUUGGCACAUGAAUGCUCACCAAAUCUGGGAUGUGGGCAAUAUACCAGUAUACUGUAACUGCCAAGUGAUGUCUUUAAGACUGAAAAGGUUUUAAUUUUUGUUCUUUACAGUUCAAAGUUGCUGAAAAAAAAUUCUAGAGAUUUUUGAAAUGUCUCACCUUUUAGUAAAAUCCAACUAGUGGUCUAUUAUCAAUUCUGCAUUCUGAUUGGUUGAGCUACUACUAGGCUAUAUGUUAUAGCCCACUGGUAGCGAAAAUCACCAGCUUUGAAAACCAAAACAAUGGCAGCUGAUCGCGUUUUACUAGCUAAAGUCGUUUUGUCUCGAUAUUUUUGACCAACUUGUUGAAUUAUUAUGCCUCUCUCCCUCAUGGCCUCUGAGUCAACAGACCACUUUAAUUAUUAUGACAUUUUUGUUUUUAGGGUGUGGCUUUUAGACGAGGAACUCGCCAACUAUUCAGCUGUUCUCAUGAUCGUACUGUAAAAAUCUGGAAUUUAGAUGAGAUGGCAUAUGUAGAAACAUUGUAAGUGGCACCUAAUUUUGCCAGCUUUUGUCGAAUCUUUCUUAGUCAUUCUUUUUGUCAAUAGAGCAAGAAAAUUUAACAUAUUAUCAUUAAAGCUGUGAAUUCAACCACCUCUGCUUGUACAUAUUUUGGCCUGUUGCCAUUGUUGUUAUAUUCUCUUGGUAGACACUAAGGCUUGCUUAUUUAAGCAAAGUCAGUAACUUAUGCCAUGGUUUAAGAAAUCAUUGGACCGACAGAUCUCUUUCUAGGUGGGUUAUUUUAAGAAGGUAUGUUUGUCCUGUCUACCCUGUUGCUUCCAUGAAACUGUUUACAAUAACCGGUGUUCAAAUAAAAGCGUUGAGCAAAUGAAAAUGGCUCAGAACACGGUUUUGUUAAACACCAACUAAACUGCGUUCAAAUAACCAGCCCUAAAUGUGCUAGCCAGAGUAUUGUGUUUUUUCUUUAAAAGAAAAAGAAAAAUUCUUACACCACCUCAUGAUAUCCAAGUAAAUAAUUUAAUAUUAAUGGAACCGAUGAUAUGAAUGUUUUUAUCUGUAGUGUAUUAUUCCAUGUCAUAAUUAAGGGGUUUGAUUUCUAUUGUCCACUGCAAACUGAAUGAUCUAGAUUUGGACAUGAGGACAGCGUGACAGGCAUUGAUAGUUUAUCACGUGACAGAGCUGUAACUUGUGGAGGCAGAGAUAGAACUCUACGUGUGUGGAAAGUAGUGGAGGAAUCACAGUUGGUUUUCAAUGCACAGGGAAACAUGUAAGGUUUACAAAUAAAUUUUAAGUAGUAACAGUUCUUUAUACAACGUUUAUUUCAGGAAGUGUAAUAAAAGAUAUUAAAACAAAAAGAAAUUGAUGACAGGUGUUAAACAUUAACAUUUUUUUUGAAAGGUAUAGGCAAGCUCUGUCUUCAAAAUUGUCUGCUUCCCAACCCCAUGCACACUGGAACUUUUGCUCACUUCACAUGUGGUUGGUGCUUGAGCAAUUUAAGGAAGAAGUGAGACCCUUGUUAGGGGGGGGUUUCAUAUAUCCCUAGUCUGAAUUUCAAAUCCUUUCAUUUUGCGUAUUGAAGAGGAAACAGGCAUUCAGCCAUAUGCUGAAAACUGGCCCUACAGAUGGUAUGUUUUCCCAUAAAAUUAUAAGGAUGAAGAGAUUAAGUGAAUUUUCCUUGUAUUUCUUCCAAAAAUGGGCAUCCAUAGGAUGGGGGGCUGGACACUCUUCUGGCUAAAAUCUUGAGAGAAAUCGUUGUUGGUAUUUAACUAUUGCAUUUGGUGUGCACUUUCUCUGUUGCUGUCACAGUUUUAUCUUUAUGUUCUUUGUUGACACUUCUGCUGCCCUAUGUUGCUGUUUCGAGGGCAUGUCGACUAGCGGAAUCUUACCCUAACAGGGGCCUCAGAAGUUGAAUGCAUUUUAACUGAUUUAUGUUAACUUCUAGGGGGUCACUGGAUUGUGUUCAUCUUAUUAAUGAAGAGCACAUGGUUUCAGGAGCAGAUAAUGGGUAAGUCUAAUGUACAACUUGUGUUAGAACUUCUGGAAGUGUAUAUUCUAAACUUCUAGUUUGUGCCACUUUGCGUUUUCAUCAGCUCACUUUCAUUAUGGAGUGUUUCCAAGAAGAAGCCAUUAUGUACAGUACCAAAAGCCCACAGUAAACCUGAAGGCAGUCCUGAAGAAAACAUUCCUGAUGAGAGUUGGAUAACGUCACUUGCAACCCUACGUAGUACAGAUCUUUUGGCUUCAGGUAAGAAGAAAAAUAAUGAUCAUAAUAAUAGGAAUCCCAGCCUGCAUCAGGUCUUGAAGUCAGCCAGUCAGUCAAGUCUGCUAGUCAGUCAGUCAGUCAGUCAAAUCAGUCAGUCAGUCAGUCAAGUACUGUAAGCUAGUCAGCCAAUCAAGUCAGCCAGUCAGUCAAGUCUGCUAGUCAGUCAGUCAGUCAGUCAACUCAGUUGGUCAAGUCAGUCAGUCAGUCAGUCACGUACUGUAAGCUAGUCAGCCAAUCAAGUCACCCAGUUAGUCAAGUCAGACAGUCAGUCAAGUCAGCUAGUCAGUCAGUUAAGUCAGCUACGUCAGUCAGUCAGUCAGUCAGUCAAGUCAGCCAGUCAGACAAAUCAGCUAGUCAGUCAGUCAAGUCAGCUAGUCAGUCAGCCAGUCAGUCAAGUCAGCUAGUUAGUCAAGUCAACUAGUCAGUCAGUCAAGUCAGCUAGUCAGUCAAGUAAGCUGGUCAGUCAGUCAAGUCAGCCAGUCAGCCAAGUAAGCUGGUCAGUUAGUCAAAUCAGCCAGUCAGACAAAUCAGCUAGUCAGUCAGUCAAGUCAGCUAGUCAGUCAGCCAGUCAAGUCAGCUAGUCAGUCAGUCAAGUCAGCUAGUCAGUCAAGUAAGCUGGUGAGUCAGUCAAGUCAGCCAGUUAGUCAAGUCAGCUAAUCAGUCAGUCAAAUCAGCCAGUCAGUCAAGUCGGCCAGUCAGUCAGUCAAGUCAGCUAGUCAGUCAAGUAAGCUGGUGACAGUCAAGUCAGCCAGCCAAUCAGAGAAGUCAGCUAGUCAGUCAGUCAAGUCAGCUAGUCAGUCAAGUAAGCUGGUGACAGUCAAGUCAGCCAGCCAAUCAGAGAAGUCAGCUAGUCAGUCAAGUAAGGUGGUGACAGUCAAGUCAGCCAGCCAAUCAGAGAAGUCAGUUAGUCUGUCAUCUCAUGUCAGUCAAUUCAGUCAUUUUAGUUUGUCUGCCAUAUGAGUUACUUAGUCAGUCAGGCCACUUCAUAUCAAUUUAGUUUGUCAGUCAUCUCAACCAGUUAAUGCUCAUUCAGUCAUUCAAGAUAAUAACAUGUACCCAAGUCAGCCAGUGAAGUCUGUCAAGUCAGUAAGGCAUGUUGGUCAGUUACACAUGUUAAUAAGUUUAGUUAGUCGGUCAGUCUAGUCCACAGCAUUUGGUGUUGUUUAUGUUUUGACUAAACUGUUCAAUAACUGGACGCUCAUUUACUAAACCAAAAAUUCUUGGUUGUAAGCUAAAAUGUGGAGAAGCAUCUCAUCAAAAAACAUGAUUUUUUUUUUUUUUGCCAGCAGGAUCUUGUGAUUCUUGCAUAAAACUCUGGGAGUGUGGAGAAGGCUUCAGAAAUCUUAAACAGCUCUUCUCAGUACCAAUGGUAAGAUACUCACAAAGCAAUAGACGUAUCGAGUUUGACAGUGUCUACAGGCAUGCUCCUCAAGUGUUGCCUAGUCCCUGUAUGGCGUUUUCGCAGUCCCUAUCGGUCAAUUCAUUUCGGUGACGUAUCCAAGGCGAACGGGCAGGAAACACAUUUUCACUUGGACCAUGUGACCCGAAACACUUUGGCCGCGUGGAAUAAUGAGGCCUAGGGACUAGGUAACCUGAAGCAUAUAACUUGAAAAGUCAUCACGACUACCUCCUCAGGCAAAGUAGCAUGCGUCACAGAUGUAAUCUCACCCCAGUUAGUAACAUCUGCAAAGUAGUGACAAUAUACUUGUUCUCAACACACAACAGACUCAACAAAUUACCGGAAAUGCAUUUCAAAUUUCCCUCCAAUCUGAUUGGUAAAUUUACAAUGGGGGGGCUUUUUUUAACAGAACAAUCAUGUUGCAUACUCAAAUUGGGGCCCAGAGAAAGGAUUUCUGCACUGUUUCACAGACAGGCUUAACCAGACAUUUUCCUUCCUCUGUGGCCAAAGCCUCUUUGUCUUAAUUUUUACUAAUUUUGUGGAACAGUUUAAUUUGCAGUAUUGUCUGAAGGAAUUUGGUCAAUUAACACAUGGUCCUUUAUAGUAUUAAGCAAUGUCCUUGAAUUUAAUUCGUUUUUUCAUAAACUAAGUGUGGUUGGCACAAACCUAGGAUAAAUUGGGACAGAACAAAUUGACCAAAGUACUGCCAUUAUUAUUACUGCAUUUUGGUUUACAGGGCAACUCUCUGACCUGUGGUAUUGCACCAAGUUCACUUAUAUGUCAAUGGAACUCUCAGUUUUUUGUUUCCUUGUUAGGUUGGCUUUGUAAAUGCCUUGGAAUUCUCUAAUGAUGGAAACACACUGAUAGCAGGGAUAGGACAGGAACACAGAUUGGGACGAUGGUGGAAGCUAAAAAAUGCAAAAAACUGUUUAUGUGUUAUACCAUUAAAAAGGACAGAACAAAAUGGUCAUAAAGCAUAAUAAAAUGUUCUCAAAUGUUUUCCUG
Messenger RNA from Porites lobata, 8040 nucleotides. Lineage: Eukaryota; Metazoa; Cnidaria; Anthozoa; Scleractinia; Poritidae. The record is from the annotation of a GenBank genome assembly.